UUUUAAUUUUCGUGAUUAGAAGUUUGAAAUUCUCGGAAUUGCAAUUCUUGGAAAUUUUGAAAAUUUAGAUAGACUCCACCUCUUUGAAUACUUUGCUUGUUUUCGAGAUUUUCGCAAUUUAAAGUUUAAAAUUCACGGAAUUUCAAACGUCUAGGUAUUCCUAGCGUCCACGGUACUACAGAACAAAGAACACCUGACUAGGCAUUCAAGUAUAGUAACGUAGUAACCGUAGUAUAGAGGGUUCAUUGAUACAGCAGCUUGAGCAACUCGUCUAUCCGUCUAUCGUCGGACGCGUGUUUGCGAAGCAACUUAACCUACAAUUUCUGGAGCAACAGAAAUUAUGUAUUCGAAAUUGCUAUCAUUACUUAGGAAGUAAUAAUAUAUUCCCGACGUACGAAUUUCCAUCUUGUAAAAAUACCACGCUUUGUGUGUUUAAAGGUGUUUUGUUAAUUCUACUUACACAAGCGUAAAAAGAUUAGGAGAAUUAAUAUGUAUAUACCUAACAUUCUCAUUCUUAUUAAAAUUGUAUGAAAAAGUAUAACAAAUAUAUAAUAAUAAUUUCUUCGGCUUUUUUACCAGCUGAUACUUGAAAUAAUUGGCCUUAAAAGUGUAAGAUAUAAUUGAUAAGAACAAAUUUGAACAAAUAUUGACUUGUUUAUAUAUGUACAGUCGAAUUUAGUAGAAACAAAAAUUAAAUAUAAUUAGGUAGAAAUAAAUGCAGAUCUGGUGAAUGUUCUGAAAUACAUUUCACAUAAUUGUAAUUCUACGUGUUAUGAAAAUUUGCAAUGCUUAAGAAUGGAAGAAGAGCCUGAGGUGAUAGAACGCUUUUUUGGUGUAUAUUUAUUAUACUGCGUGAAUCCAAAGUACAAGGGAAGAACUUAUGUCGGUUACACUGUAGACCCAAGACGCAGGAUUAAACAGCAUAAUGCUGGUAAGAAGCAUGGUGGAGCUUGGAAAACUAGUAAGAAAGGGCCAUGGAACAUGGUCUUGAUCAUCCAUGGAUUUCCUAACAGCACUUGUGCACUUAGAUUCGAAUGGGCUUGGCAACAUCCACAUAUGAGUAGGCGAUUGAAGCACAUUCCCAAGAAGAGGUCGUCGCAGAAGAUGUUUGAUUUCCGUUUAACUGUCUUGACGGAGAUGUUGAAGAUUGGGCCUUGGUGCCGCUUACCUUUGACAGUACGAUGGUUGGAUUAUGAAUUUUCCAAGAAUUAUUACGGGUGCAUAUCCCCACCAUUACACAUGCCUAUAUGCUAUGGCAAAGUUACCAGUUGUAAAGUUAAGCCAAUACAGGGAACAAAAGAAGAUAACAUUCUGUCACAAGAAGCAUCAAUGUUCUGUUCUCUUUGCGGCUCUAGUAUGAUGGAGAAAGAUUCUGUCACUUGUGUAAAACCAAAAUGCUCUUUAAUUGUCCACUUAAUCUGUUUAGCGAAAGAAUUUUGUAAAGAUGGAAAGAUGAUUCUACCGAUCGAAGGUACUUGCCCUGUGUGCAAGUUUAAUAUCCUCUGGGGAGAUCUUAUAAGAAAAAAGAACGGUUGUUAUCGAGAUCUUGAUGAAGAUCCUAAUACUGAUUCUACCAGUGAUAACGAUAACAUUUAAGCAUCACUUAUAAAUAACAUUGUAAAAUUUUUUUAAUGAAUAUUUAUAAAUAAAUGCGAAUUAACUGAAAUCAGCAAUCAGAGUACGCCAUGUGAUAUACGAAAUGUUAACUGUUACGCGGAUACGUCAAUGAUUCCUAUUCGGCAGACAUUGGUUUACUAUGUAAUUAGCACACACUACGCUGAACCGUUAGUGGGACUUGUACGUGAUUAAACAGUACCACUUGCAUUGAAAUUCUCGAGGUCUUUGCGAGGAAAAAAUGUGUCGAGCCAUAAUACAUUUUCCUUUUCUCUCGGUCGUAAGUUCGUUGUAUACCGAUUUUCUCGACCAGCUAUAAGCGUUGUAGACGAUCUACUUUACGAAUCGAAUAUUGGCACAUUGUAUAAAACGAUAAUACGAAAAAUAAAUAAAAAUUUUAUUAUCAGUA
Messenger RNA from Vollenhovia emeryi, 2023 nucleotides. RefSeq names its product structure-specific endonuclease subunit slx1 (gene slx1). The coding region runs from base 796 to 1596 and encodes 266 amino acids. Gene Ontology annotation, molecular function: crossover junction DNA endonuclease activity; 5'-flap endonuclease activity. NCBI's taxonomy places the organism in Eukaryota, Metazoa, Arthropoda, Insecta, Hymenoptera, Formicidae. Gene Ontology annotation, biological process: double-strand break repair via homologous recombination. The record is from RefSeq and is a predicted model, not a curated record. The transcript has 3 exons. Gene Ontology annotation, cellular component: Slx1-Slx4 complex.